Molecule: messenger RNA, 1095 nt
Organism: Vespula pensylvanica (western yellowjacket)
Lineage: Eukaryota; Metazoa; Arthropoda; Insecta; Hymenoptera; Vespidae
Exons: 2
Coding region: 91-915 (274 amino acids)
Source: RefSeq, a predicted model, not a curated record
AUAAUCGUUGACGGGAGAGUUGGCUUCGUUACGUCGAAAGAUCCAACGUUUUGUAGAAACGAUUAGCGAUAAAGUUUAAUCGAAUCGAAGAUGGUGAAAAAAUGUGCUAUCGUGUGGAACUAUUACAACAAAAAAGUGGAUGGCUCUCAAGUCAUCGCUUUUUGCAAGUUUUGCGAUCAUUCGUACAUACAAAAUGCAGCGCGUAUGGAAAGACACUUGGAACGCUGUCUAAAGUGUCCAGGAGAAGUUAGACGACAAUUUGUACAAGUAAGAAACGACAAAAGAAACAAAGCAAACGUUCUCGGCGUUAAAGUCAACGACAAACAGCGAAAGCGAGAAUCUUCGUUGGAACGUGUUACCGACUUGGAAUUGGAAGGUCUAGACGAUUGGCAUUAUAAGAAUCGAUAUUACACGGACGAGAUGUCGGAAACGAUUCAACAGUGCGACGCGAAAAUAGCGAUACAAUCUAAGGAUAAGUCACGGACAAGCCACGACUCUAACGUUCAAAGUAUCAGAGGCGACGGAAGCUCAAAGAUAAGAACUAGGGACUCGAGUCAGACCGACGCAGAGAUGUCUAAAAUUGAUGGAUCCGAAGAACAUAAAGGUACCAUUCGUCGUAAGAAAUCCCUACCGGCUAGAAGAAUUUCGCGAUGGCCGUUUCUUUCUAUCCGCGAUCCAGGCUAUUCGCCUUUACAGAGCAAAAUAUAUCAAGAACAAUUGUUGGAGAGCCGGGCCUCGAGAAAGAUAGCCGAGCUGGAGUUACGCCGUAAAACUCUGGAAUUGGAAAGAUUUCAAUGGGAAUUUGAAAGGGACAAGGCUCAAAGCGAAAUACGCUGGGCUUACGAAAUGCGAAUGAUGCAACUACAAGAGGAGCACGAAAGGAAACUAAUCGACCAAAACAGAAAUCGAGGAUAGACUCUCUAUCAAGAAGAUAUACUCGUUAUAACUUUCACGCUUGCAAAUCGCAAACAUGCAUUCCGUGGUUAUUUAUAGAAACUCCCUAAGCACGACGGUCGACCGCUUUGGAUAUUCUAUAAUAUCAAAUAUGAAAAAGAUUUAUAUUGCGACUAAAUAAAAUUUUAAGUAACAAAAAAA